Messenger RNA from Solanum tuberosum (potato), 1493 nucleotides. RefSeq names its product protein trichome birefringence-like 41. Gene Ontology annotation, molecular function: O-acetyltransferase activity. The transcript has 5 exons. The record is from RefSeq and is a predicted model, not a curated record. Gene Ontology annotation, cellular component: Golgi apparatus. Bases 270 to 1304 code for a protein of 344 amino acids. Lineage: Eukaryota; Viridiplantae; Streptophyta; Magnoliopsida; Solanales; Solanaceae.
AUCCCUUGCGGCAUCUAGUGUGGUAUAAAUAAAUGGUAUGUGAAGAAACGUGAAAAACUUUUAUUUCUGACAAUUUUUAAGUAAUUCAUAAAUCAUAUGUAUGUACAAUAUUACCUCUCACUUUUUUCUUUUCAGAAAAAGUUUGUGAUAUGUAAACAAUCUUUCCCUUAUUUUUAGAUCUCAACAAAAUCUAACUCUAUAUGACACACACAACAACACUCAUAUUAAAGAGGUAUUUUUCUUCAAGAUUUGAUUAGUAGAGUAGAGCCAUGGGUUGGAAUUUCUUUACUAUCUUCAUUGUGCUACUUUUUCAUCACUCAAAUGCAAAUUCAAAGCAGAGUUGCAACUUUUUCGAAGGAAGUUGGAUUGAAGAUGAAACUUAUCCUCUCUACAAUUCAACUCAAUGUCCAUUCAUUGAACAUGAAUUUAAUUGUCAAAGGAAUGGCCGUCCUGACCAAGAUUAUCUCAAGUAUAGAUGGCAACCACAUGGAUGCUCCUUACAAAGAUUUGAUGGAGGGGCAUUGUUGGAGAAAUUGAAAGGGAAAAGCAUAAUGUUUGUGGGAGAUUCCCUAAGCCGAAACCAGUGGCAAUCACUUGUAUGUCUUCUUUAUACAUCACUCCCUAACACCAAAUACAACGCAACCAGAGUUGGUGAUGUCUCUUUAUUCACUUUCUUGGAUUUUGAACUUGACGUGAUGUUGGAUCGAAGUGUGUAUUUAGUGGACGUUGUGAGGGAAGAAAGGGGAAGAGUAUUAAAAUUAGACUCAAUUGAAGGUGGCAAGUUGUGGAAAGGAAUUGACAUGCUCAUUUUCAACACUUGGCAUUGGUGGAACCGCAGAGGAACCACUCAACCAUGGGAUUACAUUGAAAUAGGAGGUCAAUAUUAUAAAGACAUGGAUCGUGUUGUUGCUUUUGAGAGAGCUUUAUUUACAUGGGCUAAAUGGAUUGACACCAACAUUAAUCCUGCAAAAACUAUAGUGUUCUUUCAAGGAAUUUCCCCAUCUCAUUACAAUGGUACCGAUUGGAAUCAACCAGGGGUGAAAACUUGCUUAAGGCAAAUGCAACCAAUAAGUGGUUCAACAUAUCCAGGAGGGUUACCCCCAGCAUUGAGAAUUUUGAAGAAAGUAUUGUACACAAUUGAGAAGCAAGUGACAUUGCUUGAUGUCACAAAUCUUUGCUUAUUGCGUAAAGAUGGACAUCCUUCAAUUUAUGGGCUAAGUGGAAUGGAUUGUAGUCAUUGGUGUUUAGCUGGAGUUCCUGAUAUUUGGAAUGAAAUACUAUAUAACUUUAUAGUAACAACGUAACUGGUAAAAUUAUUUUUAUGUUACCUGAUUUGAAUUGUGAAAGCAACCUCCUAUAGAAUUGAUCUUUGUGAUCCAAAUCUUUUCCUAGUGCACGGAUGAUUAGAGAAAAGAAUAAUUACUUAAUUGAACACAUUCAUUAUGUAGUUCUAUUUCAUUAAUUGUUACUUCAAUCUUCAAUAAUCACUUUUA